This is a messenger RNA of Eubalaena glacialis (North Atlantic right whale), 1757 nucleotides long. RefSeq names its product prolyl-tRNA synthetase 2, mitochondrial (gene PARS2). Gene Ontology annotation, molecular function: proline-tRNA ligase activity; ATP binding. The record is from RefSeq and is a predicted model, not a curated record. Bases 115 to 1542 code for a protein of 475 amino acids. NCBI's taxonomy places the organism in Eukaryota, Metazoa, Chordata, Mammalia, Artiodactyla, Balaenidae. The transcript is spliced from 2 exons. Gene Ontology annotation, cellular component: cytoplasm; mitochondrion. Gene Ontology annotation, biological process: prolyl-tRNA aminoacylation.
GGGGCUUGGUGCAGGCACGUCCCUGGCGCAGGCGCGGUGGCCCGGCGCGGUGGUCCCUGCGGGGCUGGCGUUCGCUGGGACUACGGCGCAAGUGCCUCCUUACGCCGGGGUGUGAUGGAAGGGCUGCUGACAAGAUGCAGAGCGCUGCCUGCCUUGGCCACCUGCAGUCACCAGCUCUCGGGGUAUGUUCCUCACAGGUUUCACCACUGUGCCCCAGGGAGAGGGAAGCGCUUGGUGCUGUCCCGCAUGUUCCAGCCCCAGAACCUUCGGGAAGACCAGGUGCUCUCUCUAGAGGGCAGAUCUGGCGAGCUGACCUGUAAGAGCCAGCGGCUGAUGCUGCAGGUGGGCCUGAUUCACCCGGCAAGCUCCGGCUGUUACCACCUCCUGCCUUAUACCGUCCGUGCCAUGGAGAAGCUUAUGCGGGUGAUAGACCAGGAGAUGCAGGCCAUCGGGGGACAGAAGGUCAACAUGCCCAGCCUCAGCCCAGCAGAGCUCUGGCGAGCCACCAGCCGGUGGGACUCGAUGGGCAAGGAGCUGCUAAAACUUAGAGACAGACACGGCAAGGAGUACUGCUUAGGACCAACUCACGAGGAAGCCAUUACAGCCCUGAUUGCCUCCCAGCAGACACUGUCCUACAAGCAGCUCCCGCUCCUGCUGUACCAGGUGACGAGGAAGUUUCGGGAUGAGCCCAGGCCCCGCUUUGGUCUUCUCCGAGGCCGAGAGUUCUACAUGAAGGACAUGUACACCUUUGACUCCUCCCCUGAGGCCGCCCGGCAGACCUACAGCCUGGUGUGUGAUGCCUACAGCAGCCUCUUUGACAGGCUGGGGCUGCGGUGCGUCAAGGUCCAGGCAGACGUGGGCAGCAUCGGGGGCACGAUGUCUCACGAGUUCCAGCUGCCGGUGGACGUCGGAGAGGACCGGCUUGCAGUCUGUCCCAGCUGCGGCUUUUCGGCCAACAUGGAGACUCUGGACUUGUCACAGACAAACUGCCCUGCAUGCCAGGGGCCACUGACCAAAACCAAAGGCAUCGAGGUUGGGCACACGUUUUACCUGGGCACCAAGUACUCCUCCAUUUUCAGUGCCCAGUUCACCAAUGUCCACGGCAAGCCAUCCCUGGCUGAAAUGGGGUGCUAUGGCUUGGGUGUGACGCGGAUCUUGGCCGCUGUCAUUGAAGCUCUCGCUACAGAAGACUGCAUCCGCUGGCCCAGCCUCCUGGCCCCUUACCAAGUCUGCCUCAUUUCCCCCAAGAAGGGCAGUAAGGAGGAGGCGGCCGCAGAGCUCACAGAGCACCUGUAUGACCACAUCACAGAGGCGGUGCCGCAGCUCCAAGGGGAGGUCCUCCUGGAUGACAGGACCCAUCUGACCAUUGGAAACAGACUGAAAGACGCCAACAAGUUCGGCUACCCCUUUGUGAUCAUCGCGGGCAAGAGGGCCCUGGAUGACCCUGCACAUUUUGAGGUUUGGUGCCAGAACACCGGAGAGGUGGUCUUCCUCACCAGAGAGGGAGUCCUGGAAUUACUGAGCCAAGUGCAGGUUGUCUAAACGCCCCCUGGACCCCUCCCACUGCAUCUCACAGUCUCGGUGUUCAUUCUAACGCUGCCUUUCUUAUACUGCUUUCCAGAGCUGGUCUCCCCAGAAAGAGGGCAGCUCAUGGAAGGUGAGACCAUGUUAGGAAAACCAAUUGUUAUCCAGUCAUCUGUUCGGACUAUUUGUAUUUAAAGUCAUUAUCUUGAUCCCUUUGUCUGGCUGGCCCUGCU